AUGACAUCAUAAACACUGUUGUUAACCUUGGGAGUACUGAUGGUUUUGGGAGCUACAGCCUACAUGAACUAUGAUGGCAACGUUAGCACUAUAGAUCAUGGGUUCACUGCAGAUUUUGCAUCCUUCAUUAAAGCCUUUGAUUCCAAAUAUGAUUUCAUUAGAUCCGAUAUCACUUGGUCCACAUAUGGAGGUGCCGAAACUAGACCAACCACUGCUCCAUCCAAAUAUCCCAUUGUUUUUAUUCAUGGAAACUCCGAUAUUGGAGCUGGUAACGGUGGAACUGUAGGAUGGUAGACUGGAUUCACAUAACUUAUUGAGUAUCUAUAAACCAAUGGAGGAUACACAAAGGCUGAUUUGUACGUAACAACUUGGGGUCCUGCCAAUCCAAAUAUGGCAUCACAAAACAGUCACAGUGAAAAAUAUGUGAUGACUACUAGACGUUUCAUUGAAGGAGUCCUUGCUUACACCAAGGCCAGCAAAGUUAUAGUCAUUGGUCAUUCAAUGGGAGUCACCUUGGCAAGAGCUGCCAUCAUUGGGGGAACAUAUUCUGAAUCUUUGUUUGCUAAAUUCACAGUUGGAGACCCCAUCACCAACUCUAUAGCUGCCUUCUUUGGAUUAGCCGGAGCCAACUAUGGUUUAGUAGAUUGCACUUACGCAACUGGAUUACCCACAUGCAGCACAUACAAUGGAUUUUCACCAUCAUCCCAAAUGCUCACUGCCUUGAACUCAAAGACUCGUAGAGAAGGGGCCAAAGUUUAUUCAUUCUGGUCACCAAAUGACGAUAUCAUCAAGUACAACUGCAUUGUGAACCAAAAGAACACAUGCAUUGUGCCUGGAAGUGACGAAUCAUUCUAAUAAAGUGGAUACACACACUUUGAUGUAAGAGAUAAAAAUUAUGAUUAUUUUAUAUAUUAAUUAAAUAUAAGACUCAAAUCUUUUUCAUCAGAAGGGGGGGACCAACAUCAAAGACCCUAAGCAUAACAAUUUUUUAAUUAUGCAAAUGAGACACAUGAAUAAAAGAGGUACAACAUCAUCAUUUUCAGGUUUGUGAUAGGAGUGUGUCUGAAUUACAAAUAAUUAAUUUAUUAAUUGCUUUUCAAUUACAAUUACUUUAAUCUAGACACACCCCCUAACACAAACCACUUGCAAAAUCCCCUAUAUAUUAACCUUAAGUUAUAGAAAAAGGGAACCUUCAUUGAAAUUGUCUAUCCAACAAAAUCAUCAGACGAAGAAACCAUCGUUAAGAAACGCAUUAUCAGCAAUUUUAAUGUCAAUCCAACCUUUUGGAUCACUUCCAAAUAAGAAUUUCCACCUUCUUUGGACUUUGAGAAUCUGUUUAAAACACCUAUUCCAGACUAAGCUGUCAGACACAACGAAACCUUUGAAAAACUCGAAGUGGUCACCAAUACCAAUUAAAAGAUACUAAUCGAUGUUCCAUCCAGACCUGCUGCUUAUUCUUUGGAAAAAUUAAAUUUGUAAGGAAAACCAACUCUUGAACAGUUGUUUUAAGCUAUACCAAACUGCAUGGAUUAUAAGGAGAGAGAUAAACACUUUAAAUAUGGAGGAUAUAAACUCAAUUAUCAAUCUGGUUAUGCUCCAGUUGAGAUCUAAAAUAGACAUAAGGAUCCUGAAGAUUACUCAAAGAAAUAACACUUCAUUAGACAAAAACAAUCAUAAGCCAAUUUGAAUUUGAAAAGAACAUGUGGAGUUUCAUAUGUAAAGAAGAGUGAGAGUGAAUAAAAGGAUGUUAAUCAUAUUUUUAAAAAACUUCCUCCACUUGUUUAUUAAUGUUCAUCAGGUUGUUAACCAAUAGCUGGAUAUGAUGAGGCCUUUGAUAACCUAUUUCACAAUCUUUUGAAUGGAAAGAACCUGAUAGUGUUUACACUUUUCAAUUCUUAGGAUGAAAGUGUGUUGAGAGAAUAUUUAUUGUAUCCACACCUUAGAAAUAAGAUUUCAAGAGAAAGAGUUAUGAUGGCUAGAAAAUUCCUAAACUUAUGGAUGAUAUUUUAAGAUGCUUUAUGUUUAGUGAUUCACUAUAAAUAUGACGAAAAUUAAUUAUUAAGACCAAUAUAAUUGAAUGAAUAGGAUGAUAUAAAGCAAUAAUUAGUCGACUUUAUUUGUGAAUCAGAAAUCUCCAUAUGUUUAUUAUUCAAAAAGAGUGUAUCAGGCAGAAAAGCAUUUUUGAAAAGUGUUGGAUUGUGGAAUGAAGGCAACGACAACUCUUCAGUUUGCACAGAAACACAACGAGAGGAUAUAUAAACUAAAUUUGUUAUAUCUGUUCCCAAAGUUCCGAUCAAUAGCAAUUCCACCCCACAAAGUAUAUUCUAAGAAUUUACUCAUAUCAUCUAACAAUAAGAAAAUUAUGUUUUAGAAACCAGAUCUUAAACUCAGAUUCCAUAAACCCAGUAAUAAACCCAUAGUAAUGAAAAAGAAACAAAGAAGAAAAAGAGAGCAAAGAUCUUAUCGUCAACAGAUGUAAGAAAAGAUGGAGGAGCCAGUGAAUAAUUGAUAAAUCAUCUUAUUAAAGAGGAUGGAAAUCAUAAUAUUAAUACAUGUAGUAUAAGGAUGGAGAUGUAUGUUAACGAAGAGAAAUGGAAAUCAGCUAAUGAUCACAACAAAGAUUUGCUUAAUGCAUUCAUCAAGAGAGUUGAACAUCAUGUAACAAAUUCUUACCUGAUUAAAAUGAUGAACAAAAGAUUCAAAGCUAAUGAAAAAGGCUAAGAUUAUAUCAUCAGAAGAAGCAAUAAAAUCUAUGAAAUUCAAACUGAUAAUGUGUAGAUAAAAUAGAACAAAAAAUCAAUUAAUUGGACAUCUAUAUUUACUCCUGAAAACUUUACAAAUCUAUCAACAUUUAAAUUAAGCAAGAAAUACUAACCAAUAUCUCUAGACAUCCUUAAAAUGAAGGAAUUAAGUUUUCUUAAAUAACCAUUAUAUUGUAUAACAACUAGAGAUAGCUUUGCAUUUGACUUAAUUACUAAAGUAACCAAGGUUAAAUUAGGAGAUAGAUUAGUAGAUAGAUUAGAUUUCUUUUUUGAACCCAACAAUUGUCCUUGUAAUUUCAAGUCGUUUUUGCCAAUGUUCCCAGAAUAUUAAGUAGGUGCACAUGCAUAUGUUGGCUAUUUUACAAAUGAAGAACUAUUGUAAAUGGAAAAGGAAAUUUAUGAAAUGGAACUAAAAGGAUUUGAUGGUCAUUAUUUACCUAUGACUGCAUAAAUUUCACAUGCUUAAUCGAAUCACCAUUCAAGUGUACGUAGAACAAAAUUCUUUUUUGGUUAUAGAUAUAUGUGGACUAAAUGUCAAUUAGCAGAACCACAUUCCAAGGUUGCUGCUGGUGUCAGAAGAGAUGUUUCAGCUCCUCCAUUGUGGAUGAGAAAUCUCAUUACUAAACUUGAAAAUGAUAAUGUAGUUCCUAAAAAGUUCAUUAAUUCUAUUGCCUGCAAUAUUUAUCAUGAUGGAAAAGAAGGAUUAGCAUAACAUUUUGAUGAUGCUGUUAGAUUCAAACAACCAAUCUUUACUAUUAGAGUAUUCUCAGAUUGCAGAUUAUCUUUUGGAAGUCAAUUCUAUGGAUUUUGCAAUGGAGCAUUUGCAGUUCCUUUACCAAGAGGUUGCAUCCUUUGUAUGGAGGAAGGCUCCUAUGCUGCUAAUGCCAUCAAACAUUGUGUAAGACCCUGUGAUAUGACUGGAAAAAGUGCAGCCUUAAUAUUACGUCAAAUGCAUGAGCAAGUUACUUAGGAAGCCAUAAAGUAUGAUGAAUUUGUUGAUCUACCAUGUCAUAUGUCUACUUUGUCAGUUGAUGAAAAUGCAGUUCCUUUUGGAGAGUAAAAGAGAUUGGAAGCUGAAUUACUAAGCUGAAUCAUGAAUUAUAAAUGAUAUUGUUAUUUAAUAAUCUACUUUUUUUGAA
This is a messenger RNA of Paramecium tetraurelia, 3901 nucleotides long. RefSeq lists its product as uncharacterized. NCBI's taxonomy places the organism in Eukaryota, Ciliophora, Oligohymenophorea, Peniculida, Parameciidae. Gene Ontology annotation, cellular component: nucleus. The transcript has 12 exons. Gene Ontology annotation, molecular function: hydrolase activity; oxidative RNA demethylase activity. Gene Ontology annotation, biological process: lipid catabolic process; mRNA export from nucleus; mRNA processing. The record is from RefSeq and is a predicted model, not a curated record.